UAACGUUCAUGGUACAGAGGAAGGGUCAAGCUACCACCAGGGUCAUUAUCUACCUCUGGAAAUGUCCCCCACAACGCCUACGAAAGCCUUGUCAAAUAUGUGACUCAUUGACCUCAAGCAUCAACCGCCCCCAAAAUCAUGUUACCGUUGAUGAGGUUUCAGGCCCUGCUGCUGCUCUGCUUCUAAAAGAAGUCCGGUGUCCCAACCUCACUACAACGCUGACUACUGCCUUAAGUGUGGUAGUGGAGGAUAGAGGCCGAGUGGAGGCUACAGCGGACUAUUCCUGCGAGAAGGGGAGGAGGAUAGUCGGGAAUAGUCAGCGGAAGUGUGGUAGUAAUGGUAUCUGGAGUGGCAGUCAACCGCGCUGUGAAUGUCCAGAGGAUGCCUACAACACCAUAGGCUCCGAUAGUAGUAGUAGUAGUAGUGUGAGUACUACUUCUACUUCUACCGCUAGCAACACCGGGCUCUACAUCGGACUAUUCUUCGGGCUCAUCCUGGCGAUAGUCUUCAUAGGAGUGCUAGUCUACUUCAGAAUGUUUUGGGCGCCCAGCCGUACACGUGAACUAACAGUCUUGGCUUCAGGGCAGGUCGCUAAAAUGAGGCAGUGCCAGUGUUUGGAGUGCCACUGUGCCUGGCCGUCCAGCGCUGCCCGGCACACGAUGGCAUCCAGCUGCCCACCAUUGUCAGGGAGUGCAUUGACCAGAUAGAGGUACAUGCCGCCCAUUGGGUAGCGGCAGCAGUGGAGAGCGGAGUGUGGAACAGCUGCAUAGUGUGGCAGAGAUUGAGGUGGAAAUGAUGAAGCAGGAAUCUCGAUUGGCACACCUCCAUACUCAGGUAACCGCCGGGCAGGUGUCUCGGAGCAAGGAGGAGCAGCUUUGGGAGUCUACAGCGGCACCCUACUCAACCCACCACCACCACCACCACCACCCAUAAUGUGACAGUUAUUAGCACGGAGGAAGUGCCGACUAGUGAGACUGGUUGUGUUUCCGACACUGUGCCACUGUUGACGAGUGCAGUGCCGUGAGUGCCAGUGUUAGUGUGGCACCUCAGACGGAGGGUGAUUCGGCACUCCGGGGUGAUGUCAGAGUGCCAAGUGACGAGCCCAAAACCGAGGAGGAGAAGGAGGAGGAGGAAAAGAAGGAAGAGGAGGAGGAAAAAGCUAGUCAAGUGAUCAAACUGGAGGAAAAGGAAGAAGAGGA
Molecule: messenger RNA, 1199 nt
Organism: Eriocheir sinensis (Chinese mitten crab)
Lineage: Eukaryota; Metazoa; Arthropoda; Malacostraca; Decapoda; Varunidae
Product: CUB and sushi domain-containing protein 3-like
Exons: 7
Coding region: 9-707 (232 amino acids)
Source: RefSeq, a predicted model, not a curated record